CAACGCAAGUGACGUAACCUCAAACCAAAGUCGUCCUUCGGGGCUUCGGUCGUACAUAACCUUAAAUGUUUAUAUUAUUUUAGCAAAUAAAUAUUUUGAACUUAAAUAUAAUUUUAAACAACUUAACAGAUUACUUUCACAAGAUGUUGACUUGAAAUAUUUUUUAAAUUGUUCAUCAUGUCCUAUGCAAAAGUGCUUCAUUGCACUCUGUGCUUGAAACAAGGUAUUGUGGGUCUUUCAACGAAAUCAGUGCUAUUCAAAGUCAAAAAUGGAGCCUUAACCCAGCAAAUAGCAAAAUUUACUACAUCCCACAGUUGGAACAGCAAACUUCCAAUCACUUCACAGACACAAGCUAUACCGAAUGUGAAGAAAAACAAAAAUGUUCCACAAGACACUAGAAUAUGGAAGGAAACACCCUCACAUGAUAGAAAGGCAAAUAUAGGACAAUACUGCUUAAUGCUUUCGAAAUUUCGACUUACAUCACUAGUGGUAAUGACUUCAAUGGCCGGGUAUGCUCUUGCGCCUGCACCUUUCGAGGUGUGCAGCUUUGUGCUCUGUGCAGCCGGCACAGGGCUGGUGUCAGCUGCAGCUAACUCCAUCAACCAGUACCAUGAGGUGCCAUUUGAUGCACAGAUGUCCAGGACAAAGAACCGGGUGCUUGUCAAAGGAUUGCUUGAGCCAUCAGAUGCUAUCGGCUUCGCAGCAGUUGCCGGCACGGUUGGUCUCGGCAUCCUGUACUCAGUAAACCCACUGACGGCUUCCCUGGGGGCUCUCAACCUGUUUCUAUACACCUCCGUAUACACACCCAUGAAGAGGAUGUCUAUUCUCAACACGUGGUUGGGAUCAGUAGUGGGAGCCAUCCCGCCUCUGAUGGGAUGGGCGGCGUGCACGGGCAGCUGGGACGCCGGUGCGCUGGUGCUGGGCGCGGUGCUCUACUCCUGGCAGUUCCCGCACUUCAACGCCUUGUCCUGGAACCUCCGCCCGGACUACUCCAAGGCUGGCUACCGGAUGAUGGCGGUUACUGACCCCGCACUGUGCCGGAGAGUAGCCCUGCGGCACACGGGCGUGAUCACAGCGACUUGCCUCGCCUCCUCCUACUUGGACGUCACCAACAUGUGGUUCGCGCUGGAAUCUUUGCCUUUGAACCUCUACUUCAUGUAUUUAGCUUGGGUAUUCUACAAAAAAGCAGACAGCGCUAGCUCAAGGAAACUGUUCAGGUUUUCACUAAUGCACCUACCCGCAUUGAUGAUUUUGAUGCUAGUCAAUAAGAAAUAUUGGAGUUCAGCCGAUUCCCAGACAGAGCAGUUAGAAGUUAAAUCGCAGGACGUUAAUAAAUUGCCCGAGGCGAAGAGGAUAACAGUACUGCCUAAAGGGCCAGUGGUGGUGGCCCAAGAUUCUUCUGACUCUAUACUAAAUUAACUACGCAAGCCACGUUGGAUGAACAACGCGUUGGGUUACUUGUAAGAUAUUUGUUUAAAUAGUGUCAGAUUUUUCGAGCUACCUUAAAGGCUAACGCGUACGUAGUGAUGGAUUACACGAGGUACGUAAAAAGCCUAUAUUUACACACACGUAAAAUAUAUACAAAAAACCCUUCGAAAUUGGGCCUUCUCUGCACUAAUUUUGUGAACUAUAUUCAGCGCUAUUGCUGUGUGAAAACGAAAUAGCACUAAUUCAUUCGUUCAUGUGCAUGUAAAUAGUUCAUUAUGAAUGAAGGUUAAAAGCAAAGCCGAGGAUAGAGGCGUGGCGUAUACUCCACCGACAAGAGCAUAGCUCUUAUACACGCUAGAUCGCUUUCUGUAAAUAAUGUACAAUUUGUUGUCGCUCUAGAAGGCUUGUAAGUUAAUGUUUUAAACGAUUUUAUUGCAAUCACGGUACCUAUAUUGUACUUAUUGUUUUGAACUUGUGUGAUAUAGGACAUUAUUUUUUAUAUCUUCUUUUAUCGAAUGAAGCAGUCUGUCUCCUACACUCUAAAGGGAGAGUAAUGUUUGUUUAUGGUAUUUCAUAAUGUUGAAUGUAAAUUACUAUACAUCAUUUUAUAGUAUUUGUAACUAAACUCCGUCAUUCAGGUUACCACUUUCCAAGUUGUGUGAUUAAUUUAUUUUUAGUAAUAUUAUGACAAAGUAGGAAAGAAUAAAUGAAAUUGCGAAUCAUAA
Molecule: messenger RNA, 2153 nt
Organism: Plodia interpunctella (Indianmeal moth)
Lineage: Eukaryota; Metazoa; Arthropoda; Insecta; Lepidoptera; Pyralidae
Gene: Cox10
Product: protoheme IX farnesyltransferase, mitochondrial
Exons: 8
Coding region: 178-1419 (413 amino acids)
Biological process (GO): heme A biosynthetic process
Cellular component (GO): mitochondrion; mitochondrial membrane
Molecular function (GO): protoheme IX farnesyltransferase activity
Source: RefSeq, a predicted model, not a curated record